AAAUCAAUUUUUUUAGAACGUAAUUGAAUUGAAUCCAUAAGCUUAUGAAUUGUUGGAUUGAUUGAGUGAAGAAGACACUUUAAGGGCGAUGAUGAAACUAUUCGAUGCACACUGUCAUCUUCAAGAUUCAAGAAUCUUAAGCAAAACACCACAACUGAUAAAAUCAGCACAAGAAAGUGGCGUUUUACAUUUUGCAGUUAAUGGAGUUUGCGAACAAGAUUGGGUUUCUGUUAAGCAACUGUCGAUUACUUAUCCUUCUGUUCUUCCUUCUUUUGGUCUCCAUCCAUGGUAUGUUGCAGAGAGGAGCCCCAAUUGGUUGAAAACAUUGAAGGAAUAUUUUGACUCUACACCCUCUGCUGCAGUUGGAGAGAUUGGUUUGGACAAAGGAUCCCAAGGAAAGAAGAUUGAUUUUUCUCAGCAGGUUGAAGUAUUGAGGCAGCAGCUUGAACUUGCUAAAGAGUUAAACAAGCCAGCAUCUGUACACUGUGUUCGUGCUUAUGGUGAUCUUCUCGAGUUAAUGAAGUCUAUGGGACCUUUUCCUGCUGGUGUUAUCCUUCAUUCUUACUUAGGUUCUGCUGAGAUGGUUCCUGAAUUUUCAAAGCUUGGUGCUUAUUUUUCCUUCUCUGGAUUUCUUAUGUCACUAAAAGCUAGUAAGGCAAAGAAAAUGCUGAAAAUGGUCUCUUCUAAUAGGAUUUUGUUGGAGACAGACGCACCCGAUGCGCUACCAAAGUCGAACAUAGAUUCUCUUUUCUUUGUUGAAGGAGAUAAUUCUCUUUCCGAAGAGCUUCAUGGCCAAAGAACAGCUUCUUCCUUAACUUCUGGUUCUUCUCCCGCUAAUUCGUCCCAAGUCUUAACAGAUGCUUCGAUGCUGCCGAAGGAAACACUCAAUCAUCCAGCUAACAUUCAUAACGUACUUGAUUAUGUUGCAUCUAUGCUAGAGACUACAAAAGAGGAACUAGCUGAAUUAAGUUACCAGAAUGCAGUUCGUUUAUUCUCUUAUGAAGGAUCAAAAUUACUUCAAAAGUAAACAAAUUACAUGUUUUUGUAAGUAAAAAAAACAUUCUUAGCUUAGCAUAGUUUAUUUUGGGGCAAACCAUCGUUUUGAUCCUUGAAAGUGUCAUUCGAUGUCACAUUGGUCCUUGAAUGUAUCGAAAUUGCAAAUACAUCCCUAGUAUCUCAUUUCAUUGUAAUUUUUUGGACUAAAUUGACUAAAAGAAACACAUUUGAGGACAAAAUUGACUACAUAAAAACAGCUCCACGAACCAAAAUGACUAAUAAAAUAAACAAUUGUGGAUCUGUUUGCAAUUUUUUGAUACAUUCAUAGACUCAUAUGACAACGAGUUAAACAUUCGAGGACUAAAAUGGUAGUUUGCCCGUUUAUUUUGGGAAGUCCAUACUAAUGUUCACAAAGAUAUAAUCAGAAAGAUUGUAAGAACAGAAAGGUUGCAUAUCUAAUAGAUUUGUUCACCUUUCAUCCCA
Trifolium pratense (red clover) is the source of this 1479-nucleotide messenger RNA. RefSeq lists its product as uncharacterized. Gene Ontology annotation, molecular function: hydrolase activity, acting on ester bonds. The record is from RefSeq and is a predicted model, not a curated record. NCBI's taxonomy places the organism in Eukaryota, Viridiplantae, Streptophyta, Magnoliopsida, Fabales, Fabaceae. The transcript has 7 exons. The coding region runs from base 89 to 1027 and encodes 312 amino acids.